AUGACAAAUAAAGGCAGUCAUAAUGAAGUCGUGCUCUUGACAGAUGAUGUAGGAAAUCGAACAAAAGCUCAAGAAGAAGGAUUAUUGGCGUUUUCAGAGCUGGUCGACAUUCUCGAAAAUUCAUCUAAUGCUGAAGGUGACAAGAAGAUUCUAUAUGAUGAAGGUUCAAUAUUAAGUAAUGUAAAUGGUGUAGAUACACAAAUUAUGAUUUUGGGACGUCCAUGUUUAAAUAGGGCAAUUCAAGGAGAUGUCGUAGCUGUUCAGUUAUUACCAAAGUCUGAAUGGCUUAGAACCCCUACUGCUGUUGUGGUUGAAGAAGAGGAAGAAGCAAAUGUAACUGCUGAUCUUAAAGAAGAUGGUGAACCUAAAGAACAGAACGACGAACUAGAGAACGAACCUUCACAACCUACAGGAAAAGUCGUAGGAAUUAUUAAAAGAAAUUGGAGACCGUAUCCUUGGGGCCAUUAUGUAAGAGCAUUGGGUGCUGCGGGAGACAAAUCCACAGAAACAGAGGUUUUACUUUUAGAACAUGAUGUACCAUUCCAAAGUUUCGCUUCUCAGGUUUUGAAAGACCUGCCUAUUGAAGGUGAAUCGUGGAGAGUUACAGAAGAGCAUUUUCAUGGUCGUGCCGACCUAAGACAUUUGAAUGUCUGUAGUAUUGACCCUCCAGGCUGUACUGAUAUCGAUGAUGCUUUACAUGUUCGACCACUUCCAAAUGGAAAUUACGAAAAUUUGAUUUACAUAUCUUUUGAAUCAGAUAUUGCUGAUGUCACACAUUUUGUCAAACCAUUCACUGCAAUGGAUGAAGAAGCUGCAAAUCGCGGAACUACCGUGUACUUGGAACUUACAGCCGAUGCAGAAAUAGUAAACGUAAAUUUCACUAAAAGUUUGAUCUCAUCUAGAGCAUCGUUAACAUAUGAAGAAGCGCAAAUACUUAUCGACGAUCCGCGCAAACAAGAUGAUUUGACUAAAGGACUCCGAAUUCUUAACCAAUUGGCUAAACAACUCCAUAAACGACGAAUUGAUCGAGGUGCUAUAACACUAUCAAGUCCAGAAGUCCGGUUCCAAUUGGAUUUUGAUUCCCAAGACCCUGUUGAC
Molecule: messenger RNA, 1098 nt
Organism: Racocetra fulgida
Lineage: Eukaryota; Fungi; Glomeromycota; Glomeromycetes; Diversisporales; Gigasporaceae
Source: the annotation of a GenBank genome assembly